This is a messenger RNA of Durusdinium trenchii, 2259 nucleotides long. NCBI's taxonomy places the organism in Eukaryota, Dinophyceae, Suessiales, Symbiodiniaceae. The record is from the annotation of a GenBank genome assembly.
AUGCUACCAGGUCAACUUUGGCUCUUGAGAGGGCGGCCAAACUCGGCCGCAGCCGCAGCCUUGCGGCAUGUGCCUGGGGCCUAUCUGAGGCGUCCCAGGAGUCGAUGUGCUUCAGGAGGUGUCCUCUCGGACCGCGGAUCCGCCUUGGAGCUUAGUCAGAAGCUGCAGCGGAUGAGGAACAAGCCUGGUGCCAAGGGCGCCGACUGCACAGCUCUCUGUGAUGUCCUGGCUCGAAAGGUGAAAUCUGAGAUCGCAACCUUCAGCGCCAUGGAUGUGGCUUUGCUGGCGCAGGCUCUGGCCGAGCUGCGGCAAAAACACACCGUGCUUUUGGACACCUUAGCGACCCACGUCCUCCGUGGCAUGGCGGUCUAUGACGCACCGAAGUUGAGCCUCAUUGCCAACUCCUUUGCACGGAUGGGCUACCUCCAGCGGCCGAUGAUGGAUGCCAUUGCCAAUCACCUCUCCCAACGGUCCAAUGAGCUCUCAGCUCUCGACAUCACCGUGCUGGUCUAUGCCUAUGGCGAGUUGCUCUAUCAUCCUCAAAGCAACCUGCUCGAGGUGUGUGCGGAGCGACUCAAAGAAUGCUACUUGGAGGUGGGAGCAUCCAACAUCUCAAACAUUCUCAACUCCUACUCUCGGCUUUCGGAGUGCAAUCCCGCUGUAUUCCAUUGCCUGUCAAGGGCAGUGGCGCAUACAAGGCCCGAGACGUUUGAGGCCAAAGAUAUCAGUCUCAUUAUGAACUCCUAUGCCAAGUGCAUGGUUCGCAAGAGCCAGACGAUGCACUUACUCGGCGACUAUUUGGUCGACAGGGUGCACGAACUGAGCCCGCGGAACCUCUGUAACGUGGUGCACGCAUUCUCUUGGCUGACCUGCUACAACGUCCCGCUCUUCCACAAUUUGGUGCAGCGGGUCUCCUGCGAGGAUUUGAGUGGGUACAAACUCUACGAGCUUGGGGUCUUGUGCCACAACUUGGCCAAGUUGAAAUCUGGGGGCCCCACGGUCUAUGGCGCCAUGUUCGGUGAACUGGCCCGACGCCCGGCGGACGCCUGGGAGCCCAAGGCGGUCGCCCAGGUCCUGGACGCCCUCCGGCGCCGCGCGGGCGUCGUGCGUCACGAUGCCUUGCUGGAGCUGCUCUUCUAUCGGUUCUUCAACAAACUUGAGACCUUUCCCGUGCACCCCUUGACCCAGGCUGCUUGGUGCCUGGUUGAGCUGGAUGCCCUAGACCUGGCGGAACAGCUGCCUCCGCACCCGGAACCGCCGACGCCGGAGGAUGCGGGCAACACGUCGCAAGGAUUCCCCUCCGGGCGCGAGGCCAUGCGCAGGGUCUUUGAACGGAUGCAGGAGCUAGAUGCGAAGGAGCCUUUGACACCCACGCAGCGUGGUCACGUUCAGCAGCUCAUUCGGGCCUAUCGUUAUCGCUACGAGCUGGACUUCGGUUUGCUGCCGCCCAAGGCAUUGGGGGCGCCGGAAAGGUCACUGUUCGGUGAGCGAGGUGAAGUCGUUCUGCAAAGCCCAGUUCGAUGUAUCCACUUCCUUGGUGCGGGGACCUGGAGGAAAGACUUGAUCAUGGAGAUGCUCAUCAUAGGUAGCGGUACUUUCCGUACGACCGCGGAUUUGGACUUCUUCAAAGCCAUCCCCUUCACUAAGUGUGUCCCAGCUCUCUACGAUGACGGCAGCAUCGGCGAUGAAGAGGCCAAGAAGCUGAAGGCUUUCACUGAUGUUGGAGAUGAUGAGUCUAUGACACGUGCUCGGUGGACAAGCGCCAAAUUUGUUCGCCAUCAGCUUCGCAUUGUGCUGGACAAUGCUUUCAACCCUGAUGCCGAACCCGAGGACAACAAGACUGAGGAAGCACUGGUUGUAGCUCACGAUGACUUUUUCCUGAUGAUCCGGCCUGCCCUGGGGACUAUGUCUAGGACAGAUGCUAUGGCCAUCCUCAAGCGCAGUGCAGUUGUGGUCGUUGGCAACAAGCACGUCACCUACCGUCUGCCCUCUGAGCAAGCAAUCCCAGCGGAUCGAAUUCGAUGGAACAAAUCAGACAUCAUCUUGGAUUCCUCCAAGCCAACUUUGCAGAAUUACAAGCAAGGUGGUCCACCUCCUCUUGACUAUGACCAGCAUACUGCAUGGGAGUCUGCAUGGUUGCAAGAAGCUAUGCGUGUAGGAGAUGUCCAACGUCAAGCAGAAAGGCAGCAGGCAGAUCGUGAGACAAGAGAGGCACAAAUGCACAGCAUUCCAUUUGUCAAGAUGGAAGCUGAUGAGUAA